UCCGACAAACCAUCAGGCUCUGUGGACAGUUAGAAUCUUUAGUUCCUGCCAGGCGCGGUGGCUCACGCCUGUAAUCCCAGCUCUCAGGGAGGCAGAGGCGGGAGGAUAGCUUGAGCCCAGGAGUUCGAGACCUGCCUGGGUAAUAUAGCGAGACCCCGUUCUCCACAAAAAGGAAGAAAAAACAAGCAAACAAAAAAAGGAAUCUUCAGUUCCUGUGAGCGUCGGUUUGGUCUGGGCACGUCCAGUACUCCCUUUCACUUCCGGUCCCUUUCUUUUGCGUUUCCGACAAAACAUCAGUGUCUGUGGGCAGUUAGAAUCUUCAGUUCCUGUGAGCGUCGGCAUCUUCUGGGCCUGUGGAGUUUCUUGGACAGGGGCCGCGGGGCUCCAGGACGGCGCGCUUAGCGACACCAUGGCCCGAAAUGCAGAAAAGGCCAUGACGGCCUUAGCAAGAUUUCGCCAGGCUCAGCUGGAAGAGGGAAAAGUGAAGGAACGAAGACCCUUUCUGGCCUCAGAAUGUACUGAGCUGCCCAAAGCUGAGAAGUGGAGACGACAGAUCAUUGGAGAGAUCUCUAAAAAAGUGGCUCAGAUUCAGAAUGCUGGUUUAGGUGAAUUUCGAAUUCGUGACCUGAAUGAUGAAAUUAACAAGCUGCUAAGGGAGAAAGGACACUGGGAGGUCCGGAUAAAGGAGCUGGGCGGUCCUGAUUAUGGAAAAGUUGGUCCUAAAAUGCUGGAUCAUGAAGGAAAAGAAGUCCCAGGAAACCGAGGUUACAAGUACUUUGGAGCAGCAAAAGAUUUGCCUGGUGUUAGAGAGCUGUUUGAAAAAGAACCUCUUCCUCCUCCCAGAAAGACACGUGCUGAGCUCAUGAAGGCAAUCGAUUUUGAGUACUAUGGUUACCUAGAUGAAGAUGAUGGUGUUAUUGUGCCUUUGGAACAGGAAUAUGAAAAGAAACUCAGAGCCGAGUUAGUGGAAAAGUGGAAAGCAGAGAGAGAGGCUCGGCUGGCAAGAGGAGAAAAGGAAGAGGAGGAGGAAGAAGAGGAAGAGAUCAACAUCUAUGCAGUCACCGAGGAGGAGUCGGAUGAGGAAGGCAGCCAGGAGAAAGGAGGGGAUGACGGCCAGCAGAAGUUCAUUGCUCACGUCCCUGUUCCCUCGCAGCAAGAGAUUGAGGAGGCACUGGUGCGAAGAAAGAAAAUGGAACUCCUCCAGAAGUAUGCAAGCGAGACUCUGCAGGCCCAAAGUGAAGAAGCCAGAAGGCUCCUGGGGUAUUAGGACCCAGCUGGGGCUGUCCUUGAAGUUCUUCCAUCCCCCAGUGGUACCUCAGGACCCAGGGCUGCAGACAGGCAGGCUAGUGCUGAGCCCCAUUCUCAGCCUUCCUUCCCUCUCCUUAUCUCGUGCUGACUCGACGGUAGAGGUCUGUCCCUGGUCUUCCUGGUAGGUUUUGUACACAUAUUUUGCUACUGUGUGGAUCCAUUUAUUUUUAUUGUGGAGUGUAUACAACAGGUUGCGAACUGGCUGCCUGUAUCUGAUUUUGCCUUGCACUGUGAUUUUGAGGAGAGAAGAAUCAAUUAGUGGCAAACAUUUAAAAAUGCAAUUUUUUGCAGACCAAAGUAUAAUUUUUAAAAAAUGCAAAUUUUUGGCCGGGCGCGGUGGCUCAAGCCUGUAAUCCCAGCACUUUGGGAGGCCGAGACGGGCGGAUCAUGAGGUUAGGAGAUCGAGACCAUCCUGGCUAACACGGUGAAACCCUGUCUCUACUAAAAAAUACAAAAAACUAGCCGGGCGAGGUGGCAGGCGCCUGUAGUCCCAGCUACUCUGGAGGCUGAGGCAGGAGAAUGGCGUAAACCCGGGAGGCAGAGCUUGAAGUGAGCUGAGCCGGCUACUAUACUCCAGCCCCGGUGAGAGAGUGAGACUCUGUCUCAAAAAAAAAAAAGCAGAUUUUCUAAAAGACAAAUCUUCUCUUGAAAAAUGAGAUGAUGUGGCCAGGUGUGGUGGCUCACGCCUGUAAUCCCAGCACUUUGGGAGGCUGAGGCAGGCGGAUCAUGAGGUCAAAAGAUCGAGACCACCCUCGCCAACGUGGUGAAACCCCAUCUCUACUAAAAAUACAAAAAAAUUAUUCUGAUGCUGGGCGUGGUGGCAGGCGCCUGUGGUCCCAGCUACUUGGGAGGCUGAGGCAGGAGAAUCGCUUGAAUGCGAGAGGUAGAGGUUGAAGUGAGCUGAGAUCGUGCCACUGCACUCCAGCCUGGUGACAGAGUAAGACUCUGUCCCAAAAAAAAAAAAAAGGAGAUGAUAUGUCAGACCUGAACAUGCACCCCACAGGUCAAUGACCAGGUCCCUCUGUGUCGGGCGCUGCUCUGGCCUCUCUGUGAGCCCCGCUCCACCUGCUCCACUCGCUCCUGCCUGGGUGGCAGGAAUUUGAGUUUGCUACUCCUGUUUUAUAACCUGUUCUGCAGAAACCUAUUUUUAUUAAAGAUUUUUAUAAGAAAGGGAAA
Messenger RNA from Rhinopithecus roxellana (golden snub-nosed monkey), 2484 nucleotides. It is a transcript of the gene ISY1, whose product is annotated as ISY1 splicing factor homolog. The record is from RefSeq and is a predicted model, not a curated record. Gene Ontology annotation, biological process: generation of catalytic spliceosome for second transesterification step; mRNA 3'-splice site recognition. The transcript has 11 exons. Gene Ontology annotation, cellular component: post-mRNA release spliceosomal complex; post-spliceosomal complex; catalytic step 2 spliceosome. Lineage: Eukaryota; Metazoa; Chordata; Mammalia; Primates; Cercopithecidae. Bases 410 to 1267 code for a protein of 285 amino acids.